AGUGAUGGAACGCAUGGCUCAUGAUGCACUUCCUCGGUGGGACGAAUAGAAGAGUAGGUCUGUGACUGAAAACAGAAAAUAGGAGAAACAAGCAGGAGAAAUCGUCGUGACCGUGAGUGACUUUCAUCAUUGUGAGCGCUGAUGUCCUGUCGUCAUGCGAUAGCAGGUUCAAUCUGAUGGGCUUUCGGAUAUGGACUGUGUCUAGGUAUACCUUGUCCAGCGCAGGUGAAGCGGUGAUCCUGUAUCGCUGCGAGUGCGACAAAGAAGUAACUGCCAUGCCUCACUUUUUUAUCAGAUGAAGGGCACUUCGUUGUACAACCAGAAAACUCCAGCCUCUUUCGGUUGCGAUGCAGCACCCAGACCUGAUGAGACCUUGCCCGUGGAACAAAACAAAACUCGUUCAGUAGCUGCUGGUCGAGGCUUCCUGUUCUUACUGGGAAAUUAUUCGCUGCUUUCGGGUUGCUAGGCCUAGGCACCGCCGGAAGUCAACAUCUUUCCUAGUAAGCGGAGGCGACGUCGAGAGAAAAAACCACGAUGCCGAUGCGAUUGAAUUUGUUCGCUCGAGCGGCUAACCGAGAUCCCGCACCAGAGGCGGUUCGAUUGCAGGAAAAUGCCAUCGUUUGGAAAGACAGGCACAACUUCUAAAAUGGCAAUGAAUAGUACAGAUGAACCUCGCGCUCGCUGGUCUUCAUUAUAAAUAUAUUUAUUUAGAUAUAAUGGUAUAGGCAUAUGCGUUUGUGCAUCAUCAUGACGAGCGAAAUUGGCUCAUUUUAUUUCAAUCAAUUAAUGUCGAUUUAGUCCUAGUUCUUCUUGUUUUUUAGAUUAAACCUCAAGAGAACUUGUUUGAUGUUUUCCUCUCCAUAUUUCCUUAUGGCUAUGCGCAUCUACUGUAGGUGCCUCCCUCUAUCGGGUGUGUUUUCUGCUGCGGGCAUACAGGAUGUCGUGUUUGAGGAAGUGGCAUUUCCUCACCUCCGCAACGCGCUGUCAAACAAGCAGAAUGUCACUUUCCUUUUUUACGGCGCAGCAGGCUCGGGAAAAUCGUAUUUUCCACUACUAGAGCACUUUUUUUCAUUUGAAGAUAGAUGAACAUGAACAUCAUGAAGCUUAUGCUUACAAUGAAUUGCCCCGGCUUACAACUAAGUACUUAGUGGGGAUAACAACAUGGUCAGUUGUAGUAUCCUCAGAUCAAUGUCGAUCAUAAUUCAUCGUCGUUUGCUAUCUUUAUCUUGCGUCCAGGAGCAACAUGAUCAACAUGUUGUUCAUCAGCAUUCUUUUUAUCAACCAUAUGCAACAGAUACACGAUGGACGGCGGGUGGCUGUGCAGCGAGGAGAACUUGGAAGAUCAUGGCAUGGUUCCUCGUACGAUGCAUUACAUGUUCGCGACAAGAAAAGAUCACGUAGAGGCAAGUUUUGUUGAGUUUAAUGACGGCGUGAUGCGCGAUCUCCUCUCAACACACGACGGGGUUCCCAAAGUUACAACGUCAACAACCACGGGCGUCGGAAGCCACGGCGUGCCAACUACCUCUCCACAUAACCCAGCGCCACGAACAUCUAGCAUCGAUAACGCGAUCAGGAUAAAGUGUGACCAGGGUACAACUACGUUACAGAAUUUCCUGGCUCACAAGGUUGAUGCAACGAAAAUAGGACUAAGACUCGGAGGCAAGAAUGUGCCGAAUAGAUUCGCAUCAUCAAAACUCGUUUCGAACAACCACAAAUCAUCUCGAAUAUGAUUCUUUCUCUUUGUACCGCCUAAAGUAAGAAGUACUUUCCAAUUCCAGUCGUGCUACUCGAUUUUACAACAGGUCUACAAAAGUUGCGGGAGGCUUAUGCAUAUGGGACAAGUCGGCGGAGUGGACAUGCUGCUUCUUGUUUUCAGAUUGCAACGUUUGACAGAAAUGGUCAGAAAACACUAAUUCGUUUCAUAGAACUCCGUUCGGCAGAUCCGACACUCCAGAGCCCAGCUGCGUUUCAGUUGCAACAAAACGUGAAGAUCCUCUCCGAGGUACUACUCCUUAUCAUAAGCUUAAUCUAGUACCAAGGCAUUAUCAAUAAUUAUAUAUAAUGAUCUAGUACUAUUUCUACUAGCUUCAACAAGCUUCGCCCGGCUUCAGGUUUAGCUUUGGCAGUUCGCCGCCCACGGGCUACAGCUAGAGACAGCCCACGGGUUCGCUUUAGAUAGUUCACUUCGAAAAAUUGACUACGGCGAGACUUUCGGCGCUAACCGACUUAGAUACGUUGACCCCUGGGCAGGGAAUUUGCAAGACUGACCCCCACGGUAGUCCAACAAAAAGACCCGAAGAGCGCCGCCGUAUCUUCAGGACCUGCAGGCCCCCGAGCUUCAGGACCUGCGGGGCCUCGGUGGCAGGCAAGAAGGGCGACCCUGAUGGGUCAAGAAAAAGCACGCAUAAGCGUACUUUCUGGGUCUAUCUGCGUGCAGCUGGUAGGUUAUCUUGCUUUGUCAGGUGUCUUGUGUCGGAUGUCUUCCGUCAGAUGUAUUUCGUUAGAUGUGUUUCGUCGGAUGUUUUUUCGUCAGAUGUGUUGCGUCGCGCGUCUCUCCCCAGACGUGGCUCGCCAGGUUAGUUUAGACGUCUUUCGUCAGGCGUCGGGCGUCUUUCGUCUGACGUCUUUUGUCCGGUGUCUUGCGUCAGGCCCAGACGCUUUGCGCCCGACGUCGGUCUUCCGUCAGAUGUCCCUGCUUCGCCAGGCGCCUUUCGUGACGCGUCUCUUGUGAGAUGUCCUCUGUCAGAUGUCCUUCGCAGGGCGUCUGUCGUGAGACGUCUCCUGUGAAAUGUCUUGCGUCAGAUGUCUCUCGUCUUGUGCCGGAUGUUUUUCGUGUCGUCGGUCAGAUGUUGUCUUUGGUCAGUCUUCUUUCGUCAGACUUCUAUCUCCAACUUGCGCGCCUACCGUCGUCGGGAAUUUUUCCGGCAUCUUUUUUCGAAGUAGGCUCGGGGGCCUUCUCGUAAGCUACCGAAAGAAAACGGUCGGAGACCGUCGGGGCCGGAGCUAGAGGGGAAGGGGCCGGAGAGUAUAGGCAAGGACUCCGACGAAGAUGCGAACUAGUCUCCGGUAUGAUAUGAGGCAGGGAGUUUUGUGGUCUCCGGUAUGAUAUGAGGCAGGGAGUUUUGUGGCAGUGACCAGUGGGCUGAUUAAGCUAGAUUAAUAACCUAGCUCAAUGAUUAAGAAUGUUAACAUACUUGUUGCAAUGUUUUAGGACUAUCAAUUAUACUAAUUUGCACCAGCAUGCCGAGGUAAGCAUAAAUAACUUUUAGUAAAUGACGUUGCCGCGACUUUAUAAUGAUAGACCUCCUUCUUGACGACAAACAGUACUACAGCUUCGUGCUAGCGGGUACUUUUUUACUAACUUAAGCAGAUAUGAAAAACUGUUCGUCGAUAAUGAUGACCACGCAUGCCCUCUACUUACAGUGCUUGCAGUCGGCGUUAAAGCCAUCAGGAGUGCCGGCCGGGUAUUCUCAGAGGAGUUAUCUCACAAGCCUGCUACAUCCGACAUUUUCAGGUAGAAAGAUGUCUACUUUGUCAUUGAAUUGCACCUCUGUGCGCGUUUAUUUUUGAAAGGAGGUGCGGCGCAUGUAUGCGUUGUCGUGUGGAAUGGGAUUGUACAACGAGCAAAAAUUAUGUACAAGUUAUAUAUAGUCCAAGAACCGAUAUUAACAAUUGCUGCUGAGCAGCUUAUCCUGAAUUCUUGAAUAAUUCUUUUUAUUCUUGUACGCACAGGUACCGCAAGUCUGAUUGUCACAUUUUGCCUUCGCCUAGACCGUGAUAGUGAGAUGCAGACGGCAUAUCCGCUCUUGCAACUACUGUCGGAGCAUGCGCUUCUGACUGGUUGUGGUGCGCUUCGGCGGAACCAGGACUCUGAGGACUAUAUUAGGACUUCCUCCAUACCCCACCAACGUUAUGUACAUGCAAGGGAAGUAGGAGUCCUGGACGACAACAUCCUACGCGACCUGGAGCAGCACCAGCUCGAAGCACAACACACACACAGCGCUCAGCAGCCUUUGCUGCAGAGCGGGCAAAAGGAAUUAUCAGAAGCGACGGGGGAGGAAUCGCGCUUCAAUGUAGAUGCCGUCGUAAACGCUAUGAUAUCCAGUUGCGCCGCUGUCAGCAGCGAUACUAGCGAUAAAGCCUCCAGUUUCAAGACGGGAGUGACCGCGUCGACAGCAACGUCGGGUCUUCUUGAGGAAACAGGCGGGUCAAGUAGCUCCUGCUUUUCUGAGGGUCCUAUAAGAGGAGACCACCACCACAGUACUAGUCUUAGUCAGCACGCAAGCCGAGAAAGUAGCAAGAAGAGUGUAGCUGUCGCCCCUGCUUCAGCUUUGGGGAGUUAUACUGUCGGCGGUUCUUCGUCUUCUACUGCGCAGUGGCCACCAAGCCGUGAGAGCCAAAAGGUCGACGAUCCCGCUACCUCGACUAAGAUUAUGGAGCGACCCAAAAAUGGAGGUUCUUGUAUUGAAGGAGGAAUCAACUCCGCCGCGAGCUUACCAGGGGAGGAGGAGAGCGUGAGCCUUAGCGAGCUACCGCAACACGCCUUCAUGGAUUGUGAGCGGUAUUGGGAGAGCUCCGCGAAACUUCUGGACUUGUUGCAUAGUAGAGACAUCCCGACACAUGAAAGGGCAAUCCAGGAGAUCUUGCGAAGUUUGUACCAGCUCGAGGAGCACCGCGCUUUGACGCAUGCAGGCCGAGUACACGGCCCCGAUGAGCGAGAGACGAGCUUGAAGAUGCUGCUAGAAAAAGUCACGCUCUCUGCGGUCCUCGGACAGGCCAUGCAAUUUCAGUACGCGGAAUGCCUCGAGUUCCUGCGUAUCUUCGUAAAAGGACAGGCUGCCGCGAAACCAAAACCGCGCUUCGCCGCGGCUCCGACCGCAGUACGGUGCGCUUUAGAGACACUCAGAAAAGUAGCGCAGAAGGAGAUGGGUGAAGUCGGCUAUUGUUGUAUUGGAAGGCCCGAUGAUGCACCUGCACCUGAAACUGGCGGUGGUGAUGAUACAACAUCAACAGGCAGUGGUAGCGCAAUUGCUUCAGCGACUAACUCAUCCAAAGGGUCGGUCGGAAGCGCUCUAUUGGGGAAUUUUCGGGGAGCAUCGUCAAAAAACUCGGUGAAAUCAUCCCAGAGUGGAAUUGAUGGCGUUUCUGCGAUCCCUCGCCUGGAGCUGGAAAAAUUGCCGCCACCUGUGCCUGGCGAGCAAGACCGGCCUUGCUACAUCGUAAACCCCCACAGUCUAGACGUGGACGAUGACGAUGAUGAGAGUGGUGGCCAGCACGCUGAUGGCAGUGCCAGCGAUUUUGGUCUCGCCAGUGCGCCAGGCGGCGGUCCAACGCCUUCCGCUGUCGGUGCAGCUUCGUCUUUUGGAAAAGCCGAUAAUAGAUAUGCGCCUUCAGAGAGAAAUUCUAGCAAACUGUCGUGUUCUUCGUUCGGGUUGCUCCAGUCUCGAGAAGAGAUUUCGCAAAGCAGUCCCACUGAUCCACACUAUGCUCUUGCUGCAAAUGCGCGAUCCCGCGAACAAUUUGUUGACGACUAUAGUUGCACCUCAGAGGAUCUUGACGAGUUUCUUGGCGGAAAAUCGCGCGUGUCCUGUGGUGGGGCAUGUGCUACCAGUGGUCAAAAUCUAGGUCUUUCAUUAGGACACACCAAACAAGGGAACAACAGUAAAAGGGCAGGCCAAGGAGCACUCGCUCAUAAAUCAAGUGCUGCACCUCCGCGAGUUGGUCCGGGGACUACAGGACAGUCUGGUCCUUCAGGGAAACUCGGCCGCCAGGAAGCCGCACGCGCUUCUUCUGCAGCACCGGGUGCCGUCUCGCCAAGCAGCGCUUUGCUGCCUGCGGAAAGGACGCUCGCGCAUACACAGUCCUACAGCCGCCUGGGCGGUCCUAUGCCAUCGGGAGCUCUGCGUGGUACCUCGAUCUCAGCAGGGUCAACAACACUGAACAACAGAGGGUCAGCGUCAGGCGGUCUUGAUCAGCCAACGAAGUCAGCUUCUGCCUCGGCCGGAACGAGAAGUGUCCUCACAGGCACAAGCUCAGCAGCGUUGCUCACACGGAGUCCUUUAUACCCAGGAAAUCCAGCUCAAAAUCGGCGACUAAGUCCUACACCGCUUCCUGCCGGCUUAUUCUUUUCCGGUGCCGGCUCAACGGUGUCGGGUGCAAGCAGCGUGGGCUCAGGUGUAGGUGCGGCUCGUGGUUCCAGUGUAGCCGUCUCGAAAUGCGGACGACGGACGGCCCCUACAUCAAGGUUUGGCGGACCUCUAGGCGUGACUGGCACGACUGGAGGAGCUUCGCCGCAGCAUCCGGCUAGCGCUCUACAGCAGUGGCGAAAAACGCAUUUCGCUGGUGCGCGUGGAGGCGCUCUCGCUGCAGCCUCGGACCCUAGCUCCGUUGCGUCCUCAAACCGCAGCUCCCUGGCACAAGCGCGGUAUCCUACCCGCAAGGGCUCGUCGUCAGCGUCAGCGGGCGGUAGCGUACCUUGUGGAUCGGUUGACCCUUCUGCUGGAAGUACGGCAGCAGAGAGCGUUGCGUCUUCAGGAGGCGCAGUGGCAGCAGGAGUGACGGUCCACGAAGACCAGAAUGUAGUACCGGACGCCACUGAUCCUGUGCUGUCGCAGCCUGCUUCCGCUGCAGGAGUCGCAGUAUCAAUGCAUCAGCACGCACCUUCACCCGUCGCUGGCGGUACGAAUAUUGUUGGCCUCGCAAGUGGUGCCAUGUCGGUCCUCGGGCCACCGCCUCAGGGGCUGUACCGACCGCACUCGCGCGGACCAGCUACCGGGGGAACGUCGACAACGGCGAACCAGCACGGCGGCAUCCUAGGAGCGUGGCCCCUCGUACGCGCAGUAAGCCCUUCACCCAUCCGCGUCUCGACACCCUUCCAGCCGAUUCAGCAAAGACAAGCAAUAUCGGAAAAAAAAGAAAGCCCACAAGACUUUGUCGGCGGCGCCGUGUCUGGUACGAGUCCUCAUGAGCACGACAAUCAAACUAUCUCUGGUGCGGCCGUUGAGAACAUCAAAAACGAUGAGCAAGCCAAUGCUCGAUCGGUGGGCCAUCCUGUGCGCUUUGGCGUAGGUAUUAAGAAGUACAACGCACCACCACCGAGGAUCUUUGCGACCGGGCUGACGUCAAAGCUUCAACUUGGAACUACUCAGCAGGAUACAAGUGCAACUGGGCUUGCUGGAGCGGCGACAGAUAAUAAGUAUUCACUCUCAGUCUCAAUGCUUCCACCUUUACUCUUUACUCGAGUUGCGCAGGAACAAAAACAAUAUCAACACCUAUCAUUAUAAUGGCGCUAAGUCAACUAAGAACUGCACAAAAACGGCCACUAUUGUCGCCUCCUCGUCCUGGAAGUGCUCCGCUUAGCGGCUUUUGCAACUUGCUCCCUCUUGGUUUUUCUGUCUUUUGGUUUCGUUUCAUGUGAUUCCCCGCGCCCCUCCAGAGUCCACCGCACCAGCCUGCAAGUGUGUGCCUGGGGAUUCUGGAGGGGCGCGGGGACUUGGAGGGCGCCCGAGGUUCUUGGCUCGCAAUUGGGGGAAGGUUUUCCCGAAGCGAGCGCAGUAGGCGGCGAGUUUUCUGCGGAUUCGUAUCAUGCCCGGCAGGAUUGAAUUUUGUCCGGAUUUUUGCAGUCCUUCGUUGAAUUUUCUCCAUUCAGACUCCACUUGUCUGUGGUCAGGUUUUUCGCUAUAAUCGGAGAGGUUUGAGGCAAUCCGCCUGAGGUUCUUCGUUCUUGGGCCUUUUGGUCUUGUUCAGUGUUGGACUUUUGACCACCCGGCGCCCCGAGGCUCUCGCGCUGGGUGGGAUUAGUUACAAAGAGGAGCGACGCGCUGCCGCCUUUAAAUGCUGGCCAGACCACUCACGCGCGCCGCCGUGUGUGCGCAGAUUGUCGGGGGGGUUUGCUGGCGUUGUUCGCACUCUUUUGAAGUAUUUCAGCGGGGAAGUUUGCGGGGGUUUCGCCGGAAUUGAAUAAACCUCUCUACUGUUUGCCGCUUUCCUGAUCGCUAGGCCAUUUUUGAUGAAAAAACUGAAAAGAUGUCUUCAGAUUUUUUUCCAAAAAUGGCCUUGCAGUCAGGAAAGCGGCAAACAGUAGAGAGGUUUAGUCAAUUUCGUGGCAUUUCUCAAGAAGGGCUGGACCGGUUGCCGCUUGAGUUCCAAAGGGCUCGCGCCUCCUCUUUUUGUUAGGUUUCGACGGUGUGGCGUGCUCGCUGUGCCUCUGGUGCUUCCGCAGGUGGCUGAUUAGAAUGGCGCUAAGUCAGCUAAGAACUGCACAAAAACGGUCACUAUUGUCGCCUCCUCGUCCUGGAAGUGCUCCGCUUAGCGGCUUUUGCAACUUGCUUCCUCUUGGUUUUUCUGUCUUUUGGUUUCGUUUCAUGUGAUUCCCCGCGCCCCUCCAGAGUCCACCGCACCAGCCUGCAAGUGUGUGCCUGGGGAUUCUGGAGGGGCGCGGGGACUUGGAGGGCGCCCGAGGUUCUUGGCUCGCAAUUGGGGGAAGGUUUUCCGGAAGGGAGCGCAGUAGGCGGCGAGUGUUCUGCGGAUUCGUAUCAUGCCCGGCAAGAUUGAAAUUUGUCCGGAUUUUUGCAGUCCUUCGCUGAAUUUUCUCCAAUAUAAAAAAAUGACUUUAACCUUGAAAAUUGAAAACUUCAUUGCUCAACAGGUUACCAUCGAUGCGUAAAAGCCAAUCUGUUAGUACGCUCGGGGGUGUUCGUCGGGUGCCUGGCGCGCGCGGGCCCAGUCCUCAUUGGUUCAAGGCUACGAGCCCACUGCAACUCUCGCAAAUCCGAAGUAGCUCCGUUCUGCAAACGCGAUUGCAGUCCUGA
Messenger RNA from Amoebophrya sp. A25, 8810 nucleotides. The record is from the annotation of a GenBank genome assembly. Lineage: Eukaryota; Dinophyceae; Syndiniales; Amoebophryaceae.